This is a messenger RNA of Sebastes umbrosus (honeycomb rockfish), 2070 nucleotides long. Its product is annotated as proto-oncogene c-Fos. Gene Ontology annotation, cellular component: nucleus. The record is from RefSeq and is a predicted model, not a curated record. Bases 334 to 1494 code for a protein of 386 amino acids. Gene Ontology annotation, biological process: regulation of transcription by RNA polymerase II. The transcript has 4 exons. NCBI's taxonomy places the organism in Eukaryota, Metazoa, Chordata, Actinopteri, Perciformes, Sebastidae. Gene Ontology annotation, molecular function: RNA polymerase II cis-regulatory region sequence-specific DNA binding; DNA-binding transcription factor activity, RNA polymerase II-specific.
UAAUAAAAUAAGUCAAAAUGAAAAGGUUGCUAUUAUUGUUGUUCAGACAUUCAGGAGGAUUUAAUUGUGAAAAUGGAAAACAUCUGCUCGCUUUUUUACCCCCAUCUUCCCUCUACCCUCUGUUGCGAUGGUUCGGUCUCACCACACAGAUUUCAUUCAUAAAAUUCCAGCUCACUAUAAAAGGCGGGCCUCUCCACUAUAUCUGCACAGUUACCAUUUAUGAACCCGGCAAAUGGAAUAUAAAGUAUAGGCAGUCAGUUUUCUACUUUAGAUUAGACUGUUCUGUCUUUAUUUUAUGCUGCUGUGAUUAUUAUUUUUUUUUAACACGAGAACAUGCAUCCAGACUCCAGCACUGAGUUCGACUCGUCGUCCAGCUGUAGCAGCACAGCAUCGCCUGGCGGGGACACCCCUGGGUGCAGCAGCAGCCAGCAUCCUCCUGACUCGCUUUCAUCAUCAGUGGACAGCAGCAAGGAUGCUGAGACCAGUGCAGCAGACUCCUUUGUUCCGACUGUAACUGCAAUCUCAACCUCGCCGGAUCUGAGGUGGAUGGUGCAGCCGACAGUCAUCACAUCUGUCUCACCGUCGUCCGGCCGCGCGAAGAGCAAAACGCACGGCUCGAGCCAGUCGGCAGGUGCAAACAAGGCAAAGCAAGGCAGGAAAGGGCUCAAAGACAAGCCUUCCAAAGAGGAGGAGGAGAGGAGGAGGAUCAGGAGGGAGAGGAACAAAAUAGCUGCAGCGAAGUGUCGUAACAGACGGAGGGAGCUGAUAGACACUCUGCAAGCUGAAACGGACAUGCUGGAAGACGAGAAGUCUGCCCUCCAGACGGAGAUAGCUGACCUGCUGAAGGAGAAGGAGAGGCUGGAGCAGGUCUUAGUCUCCCACAAGCCAUCCUGCAAACUCCCUGCAAAUGAUGGUGAUGGUGAUGAUGAUGAGGAGGAGAAGGAGGAGGAUAAUGAAGAGGAUGUUGACACAAUGCAGCAGGAUCCUCCGGCCUCCCCAUUGUCCAUCUUAGAGGAUGGAAAACCCACAGAGAGCAACACAGCCUGCAUCGGAGACGCCUCUCAAGACAUGGACAGCGUCCCCUGCAUCCCAGCAGCAGCCAUUCUGGGGAACUCGAACAUCCUCCUGUGUUCGAGCGCCGAAGAGGAGUCUCUGGAGGACUUAAAGGCAGACGACCUGGAUGACCUGGUGCCCAGCCUGGAGAUGGUGGUGUCCCCGGAUAUGGCCGCGUCCGUCCCCGACAUAGACCUGAGCGGCCCCUUCUGCCUCUCAGACUGGGAAACCCUGUACAAGUCCGUGGCGAACGACCUUGAAUCUCUGAGCACGCCAAUCCUGUCUUCCAGUCCCACUUGUAGCAAUUACCGCACAGUGUUUUCCUUUAAUUACUCUGAGAUUGAUUCCUUGGCUGAGGGCUUCGAGUGCCUCAAAGGCAGCCUCGGUGCGUCUGAGUUAAUGAAAGAUAGUCUCAAUUCUCCAACACUUCUGGCCUUGUGAAUGCAAAGAAGUUAUGCAACGAUACUGCAAUUGUAUUCUAACCAGCCAGCAAGCUAUGAUCUCUCUCAAAAACGAUGUUUUGUAGUGUGAGUUUUGAUGUUGUGUAAAUCUGAACAUCAAAAGUUGUGUACACGACAUGUUUUUUCUGUGACUGUAACAGGGUCGACUUCUUCCAUACUGCUGGUGCAUCUCUGAGGCGAGACUUUUGCGCUGGUGAUAAAACAUGCAUGCAAAUACAAGUCAUCCAAGAAGAGGAGGUAUCUUGUGUUUUAUAAAUGUGAUGUGAAGUUCGAUCAUCAAAUAGCCUAAUGUACGUGUAAUACUGUUGACAAAGUUGUGUUGUAACAAGUGAAAAUAGCAGGGUUACUAAUGUGUAGUGUAUAGGUGUCACAUCUUGCUGUAAGGUGUCCCCUAACAUGAUGUUUCCUUUCAAGUUUUUUUCCAUAAAAAAAAAAUCAGAUCAUGUCAUGUAUUUUAUCGAGAUGUAUUUUAUGACAUAGUUUAUUUUUUUACUUAUCAAAAAUAAUCAGAUGCAAAAAUUGUAUAACGCUGGAAAUAAAAUAAGACAACCACAAA